Equus quagga is the source of this 2850-nucleotide messenger RNA. It is a transcript of the gene RABEP2, whose product is annotated as rabaptin, RAB GTPase binding effector protein 2. Gene Ontology annotation, cellular component: intracellular membrane-bounded organelle. Gene Ontology annotation, biological process: endocytosis. Lineage: Eukaryota; Metazoa; Chordata; Mammalia; Perissodactyla; Equidae. Gene Ontology annotation, molecular function: GTPase activator activity; growth factor activity. The record is from RefSeq and is a predicted model, not a curated record.
GAGGGACGAGCAGGGAGCAGUGACUGGUGGAACGUCAAAGUGGCAGUGGGGACGUGGAAGUUUCCGAUUUCUACAAUUAACUACGCGGAGACUCAGGCGCCCAGACAAGUGCAGCCAACCCAGCCCUGCGGCGGGGGGACGCUUCAGGAGGGCGGAGGCCACAGUUCGCUGUAAUGUGAACCAGGCUCCGGCGGAAGGGCGGCCAGGCACCGAUCAAGGGACCGGCUCCGGGGCUCGGGAGAGAACGCGAGAGCUUCGCCCUCCUUAGGCUGAGGCCGGCGGGCGUCCCGGAGGAGGUGUAAUUUGAGUAGAGCUUCUGAGGUCACACGGAGACACCAGAAGGCCUUUGAUGAAAGAAUUUCUUCACAAAGCGCUGCCCAGGAAAGAAGGCAGAGGGGGCGGGGCCUGGAGCUGCGGCCCGGAGUGCACUCGGAAAUCUUCGGCUGAGGCUCGGCAAUCCUCCUCAACUCUGGCUUCGGCCUGGAGCCCGGGGCUGAUCCGGAAACAGCCGAGCGGAUCCGGAAACAGCCGAGAGGCCCCGGAAGCGGUGAGGGCCGUCACCAAGGACUGCGGGAACCCGCCGUUUGCGCAGAGGCGAUGGCGGCAGCUGCGCCCACGGCCGCGGGCGAGGACGGCCAGGGAUGGCGGCCGGGGGCCGCUCUGGGUCCCCAGCCCCAGGAUGGGGCAAAGGUUGAGGCUGAGUCCGGGGAGCUCGGCCGGCUUCGGGCUGAACUGGCAGGCGCCCUGGCAGAAAUGGAGACCAUGAAGGCUGUGGCGGAGGUGAGCGAGAGCACGAAGGCCGAGGCUGUGGCUGCAGUGCAGCGGCACUGCCAAGAAGAGGUGGCCUCGCUGCAGGCCAUCCUGAAAGACUCCAUCAGCAGCUAUGAAGCGCAGAUCGCUUCUCUGAAGCAGGAGCAGCAGCAGCAGCAGCAGGAUUGCGAGGAGAAGGAGCGGGAGCUGGGCCGCCUCAAGCAGCUGCUGUCCCGGGCUCACCCCCUGGACUCCUUAGAGAAGCAGAUGGAAAAGGCCCAUGAGGACUCGGAGAAGCUGCGGGAGAUUGUGCUGCCCAUGGAGCAGGAGAUCGAGGAGCUGAAGGCGAAACUGCUGAGGGCAGAGGAGCUGAUUCAAGAGAUCCAGAGACGGCCCCGGCAUCCCCCUUCCCUGCACGGCUCCGCGGAGUUGCUGCCCCUGUCCCGGGACCCAUCUCCCCCACUGGAGCCUCUCGAGGAGCUGAGUGGAGAUGGGGGUGCAGCGGCUGAGGCCUUCGCCCACAACUGUGAUGACAGCGCCUCCAUCUCCUCCUUCUCCCUUGGCGGCGGGGCCAGCAGCAGCAGCACCUCCCUGCCCCGUAGCCGCCAGGGCCUGAGCCCCGAGCAGGAAGAGACAGCCUCCCUGGUGUCCACGGGCACCCUAGUACCCGAAGGCAUCUACUUGCCCCCCCCUGGUUACCAGCUUGUCCCAGACAACCAGUGGGAGCAGCUGCAAAUGGAGGGGCGGCAGCUGCAGAAGGACCUGGAGACUAUCAGCCGUGAGAGGGACGAGCUGCAAGAGGGUCUGAGACGGAGCAACGAGGACUGCGCCAAACAGAUGCAAGUGCUCCUGGCCCAGGUCCAGAACUCAGAGCAGCUGCUGCGGACCCUGCAGGGGACCAUGAGCCAGGCCCAGGAACGGGUUCAGCUGCAGAUGGCAGAGCUGGCUGCCUCCCACAAGUGCCUGAGCCACGAGGUGAAGCGGCUGACUGAGGAAAACCAAGGGCUCCGGGCUGAGCAGCUGCCGUCUUCAGCCCGCCGGGGCCUGGAGCAGGAUGAGGGCCAGGAGGCAUCGCUGCCUAGCUCCGUGCCGGAGCUGCAGCAGCUGGUGUGCCGCACGCGGCAGGAGGCACGGGCCCACCAGCAAGCCCAGGAACACGAGGCCGAGCGCCUACGGAUUGAAAUCGUGACGUUGCGGGAGGCACUGGAGGAGGAGACGGCGGCAAGGGCCAGCCUGGAGGGGCAGCUGAGGGUGCAGCGGGAGGAGACAGAGGUCUUAGAGGCCUCCCUGUGCAGCCUGAGGACGGAGGUGGAGCGGAUCCAGCAGGAAAAGAGCAAGGCCCAGCUCACAGACCUCCUCUCAGAACAGAGGGCAAAGGUGCUACGGCUGCAGGCUGAGCUGGAGACCAGCGAACAGGUGCAGAGGGAUUUUGUACGACUGUCCCAGGCCCUGCAGGUGCGCCUGGAACAGAUCCGCCAGGCAGAGAGUCUGGAGCAAGUGCGUAGCAUCAUGGAUGAGGCACCUCUCAGGGACGUCAGGGACAUCCAGGACACCUGAGGGCAGAACCACCUGCCCUGGGGAGACUGCCUUUCUCCACUCCCGAACUGUGAGGCUUGAGCUUGGGGGGUCUCAGAAUGGAGUCUUCACCCUCUCUAAGCCUGGGGUGGAGGUGACAGGGCCACCUCUGCCCUAUCCCUCCAGCGCCUCCUCCCAGGGGUGGCUGGGCCUUCUGCUUCCAAGGAUGACACCUGGGUGAGGGUCCCAAACCCCUUUUGGAACCAAAGGUGCAGGCUCAGCUCUGCGGCUUUCUGGCUGCCAUGCUGCCUCCUGAGUCCCAACGCUCCUGACCCCGUCCCCUCCGGACUAACAGCCAUGCCUGUCAGGAGAAGCCCAUUCGCUUCCACGAGGCACAGCCGAGCUGUGAGUGGUGGCUGGGAGCCUCUGUCUGUGUCUGUCAGUGGGUGCCUCCACACGCACACCUUGGGACAGGCAGCUGCUUUCUGAACCGCAUGACACUAAGAUGCUUGUCCCCAAGAUGUGCACGGAGGCAAGGCCAGACUUUUCUGUCAUUUAUUUUCAAUAAAUAAGCAGCUCAGCUCA